AUGCAGGAUCCUAAUCCAGAUUGGCCAUAUAUCAAUGAUGAGCGUUAUGCAUAUCCACUGUAUAAGAAGCAUCCAUUCUGCUACAUCUGUUGCAACCUUCUUUCAUGCAACCCGUCAGAGUACUCUCCUGGUCGCCACGCCUACUCCAAGCCAAAUGCUGGUAAAAUAUCGUACUCAGCCCGUGAGAUUGAUGAUUUUUACACCUUCACUUUUCCUGGAUGGCGCACCCUGUACCGGCUCAUCAUCACUUUUCACGCUCCGUGGAAUGAGAAUAACGGGCUCCUGUCUGUCGGAAAACACAAGAGAAUCUGGCGCCAUGGGCUGGCGGCACCUAAGCUGAUUCAACCCAAGGUGAAUAUCGAGAAGCAGACCACCCUGGCUGGAUAUAUGGUGCACGCUAUGUGCUGGAGAGAGCUGCUCCGGGUCAUUAAAUGGCCGCAUACAGAAGAAAAUCUAGGCAUCCUCUCGCAUGCGCUGCGAACACGCUACAUGAAGGAACGUUUAGAUAUCAUUUAUGAGGAGCCCCUGGAAUUGCAGCUACUGAUGGAUCCUAGAGAUCCCAUCGGUAUGACAUCCGUUCGACGAUUUGUAACUCGAUGCAGAUCUAGAGCUACCAGGAUGUCAAAGGUGAGCCAUACAUCAUGCUCUACUGAUUCAUGGCUCAUCCGUCUUCCGUUGGAGCUGCAAUACAUGAUCAUGGAUAAUCUUGAGUUUGACGAUGUAGGCUCGGUGCUGAAAGGCAUCCAAUGGUCAGUAGACAACGGAUAUUGGAAACGACGGCUUAAUCUAGACCUGUUCAGCGAGAUACGGGGCAUUUUACAUGAGGAUUUGGACUGGCGGUGGCUCUGUUUGAAACUGGAGGUUCUUGAACACAGUCAAGCGGGGACAGAUAGAAAGCGAUUUUAUGAAAUAUUGAAGGAAAUCGGGAUUCGGUAUGGACUGGUAAAGGCUGAUGUGCAGUGUGGUCUUAUUGGAAGUCGUCCCCAUGCUCCAUGA
Molecule: messenger RNA, 996 nt
Organism: Aspergillus neoniger CBS 115656
Lineage: Eukaryota; Fungi; Ascomycota; Eurotiomycetes; Eurotiales; Aspergillaceae
Exons: 4
Coding region: 1-996 (331 amino acids)
Source: RefSeq, a predicted model, not a curated record